Molecule: messenger RNA, 1776 nt
Organism: Gastrolobium bilobum
Lineage: Eukaryota; Viridiplantae; Streptophyta; Magnoliopsida; Fabales; Fabaceae
Product: protein FAR1-RELATED SEQUENCE 5-like
Exons: 4
Coding region: 1-1776 (591 amino acids)
Biological process (GO): regulation of DNA-templated transcription
Molecular function (GO): zinc ion binding
Source: RefSeq, a predicted model, not a curated record
AUGGAGGAAACAGGCACUUCUGAAAAAGAAAUGGAUAAUUUUAUAUAUUCAAAGUUGUCUUCAUUUAGUUCUGACAGUGAAUAUGGUGAUGAACAAAGAGAGAUGUCAGUGGUUGUGAGUAAGGAUCAAGAUGGAUAUGAACCAAAAAUUGGAAUCAUGUUCUCCAACGAAGAUGAAGCUUAUAAGUUUUAUAAUGGAUAUGCUAAAUUGGUUGGUUUUACUGUGAGAAAAUCAAAAUAUCGAAGAUUGGCAGAUGGAACCAUAAGUCAGAGAACAUAUGAUACUUGGAUUGUUUCUAAGUUCAUUGCAGAUCAUAAUCAUGAUCUUGUGAAAUCACGUGCACGAGCUAUGUUAAGAUCACAAAGGCAAUUGGAUGAAGCACAUGCUAACAUGAUUGAAGAUAUGGACAAUGCUGGAUUAAAACCAUGUAGUGUGUAUUCAUAUUUUGUUGAAGCUGCCGGAGGAGCUGAGAAUGUUGGAUUUUUAAAAUCUGAUUGUAAUAAUUUUUUACAAAGUAAAAGAAACAAGACCCUUGAAGCAGGAGAUGCACAAAGUGUUAUUAACCAUUUUAAAAGUCUUCAAGCAAAUGACUCAUCCUUCUUCUAUACAAUGCAAGUGGAUUGUGAAAAUCGCAUGACUAUGUUUUUUUGGAGUGAUGGCAUAUCAAGGACAGAUUAUAAUCACUUUGGAGAUGUGGUAAUUUUUGACACAACCUAUAGAACAAACAAGUAUAAUAUGACAUGUGCACCUUUCAUAGGGGUAAAUCAUCAUAAACAAAGUAUUUUGUUUGGCUGCACUUUCUUAUUGAACGAGACAACAGAGUCUUUCGUUUGGCUAUUUGAAUCAUUUUUGGAAGCAAUGAAUGGGUUGCAACCUAAAACAAUUUUCACUGAUCUGUGUCAAGCAAUGGCGAAUGCUAUUAAAAGAGUUCUUCCUGACUCUCAACAUCGACUUUGCUUGUGGCAUAUUGGCCAAAAUGCUGCUAAGCAUCUUUCUUAUUACUUGAGAAAACCUGAUUUUAAGGUUCUAUUUAAUAGGUGUCUCUACAAUUGUGGAUCAGAGCAGGAGUUUGAAGAGCUGGCAUCUUAUCAACACAAAGAAGUGAGGAGUAUGAAUAAUGUUUUUCGUACUGUCACUUGCAAGACGAUGUCUCUAACUCAAUUUGUACUUCGUUAUGAAAAAGUUUUGGAGCGUAGACGAUGGUCAGAAUUGCAAAAGGACUUUGAGUGCAAUCAAUCCGCACCUCCUAGAGUAAAAAAACUUGCAGGUAUGGCUGAACAAGUUGCACGAGUAUAUACUCAUGUUACUUUUGCAGAAUUCUAUGAAGAAUUGUUUGAAUCUUUAUGUGUGGCAAUUGAAAAAAUAAAUGAAAAUGACACUUUGUUUUGUUACAAUCUAGUUAAAUCUGGUGAUCAGAAGCAAUAUUUUGUGACAUUUGAAAGUGCAAAUUGCUCUAUUGAAUGUACUUGCAGAAAGUUUGAAUCAGUUGGCCUCUUAUAUCUUCAUGCACUGAAAGUACUUAACUUUCACAAUAUUUUUCAAAUACCGUCUCAAUAUAUCUUGAAGAGGUGGACAAAAAAUGCUAAAGAUGGUUUUAGUAUAAGCAACAAUAGCAAACAGGUUUGCAACAAUGGUAAACAAGGAAUAAAUUCCUGUAUGAGUCAAAUAAUGAAGAAAGCCAUUUAUUUUGCAACCAAAGGUGCAUUGACAGAUGAAACAAUCACAAUGGCUGAAGAUCACCUAGAGCAUGGGAUAAAAAGAUUGGAAUUGAUUUAA